UUUAAGAGCUAGCAAGGUUUUUUCUUUUCUGAAACCACUGAAGCAAACAUGGGGUUCAACAUUUCAGUUGAUCAGAAGAUUAAGCAAACAAAUAUAGAAGAUGAUGCCAGCAAAUGGGCAGAUGUCUGUUCCUCCUGGUUUUCGAUUCCAUCCAACAGAUGAGGAGCUACUUUACUAUUACUUGAGGAAGAAGGUCUCGUUUGAGGCUAUCGAUCUCGAUGUGAUCAGGGAGGUUGAUCUCAACAAGCUCGAACCUUGGGACCUCAAAGAUAAAUGUAGAAUUGGUUCGGGUCCUCAAAACGAGUGGUACUUCUUUAGCCACAAGGACAAGAAAUAUCCAACGGGAACACGAACAAACCGAGCAACCACAGCUGGUUUCUGGAAGGCAACGGGGAGGGACAAAGCCAUCCAUCUCACUUCCAACUCCAAGAGGAUUGGCAUGAGAAAAACCCUAGUCUUCUACACCGGACGUGCCCCUCAUGGCCAAAAGACUGAUUGGAUCAUGCAUGAAUAUCGCCUAGAUGAUGACAACGCUGAAGUUCAGGAAGAUGGAUGGGUGGUGUGCAGGGUUUUCAAGAAGAAGAAUCAUAACAGGCCAGGUUUCCAGGCAGAUGUUGGUCAAGAAGAACACUCUUCUCACAUCAAAUGGUCUACCGCUUCCUCAUCUCAAGUGGAGGCAUUAAAGCAAAAUCAUUUGCAAGCACUGUAUGAUAAUAAUUACUCAUUCGAUGGAGUGCAUCUUCCACAGUUGUUUAGCCCAGAAUCAGUAGUUCCCCCAUCCUUCAUAUCGCCUGUCUCUCUCACCUCAUUGGACAUGGAGUGCUCUCAGAGCUUAUUGAGGCUAACAUCCAUACAGCAACAGCAGCAGCAGCCGCAGCCACAGCAGCAACUGCAACCAGAGAGAUUUAACGGUGAUUGGUCAUUCCUUGACAAGCUUCUAGCAUCUCAUCCAAGCAUGGAUCAUCAGUCCCAGAUCAGCAAAGUCAACCACGUUGUUGAUUUGGGAACUUCCGCUCAGAAAUUCCCAUUUCAAUGUCUUGGUUUUGAGACUGACAUCUUGAAGUUUUCCAAGUAGCUAGAGACUCAUUAUAUAUAUAAACUUGUUAAGUUCCA
Rubroshorea leprosula is the source of this 1113-nucleotide messenger RNA. Lineage: Eukaryota; Viridiplantae; Streptophyta; Magnoliopsida; Malvales; Dipterocarpaceae. The record is from the annotation of a GenBank genome assembly.